UCUUGGUAAAACAACAGGCCUCAUACAUUGUAUUAGAAAGCGUGCUUUAUCAAAACAAAUAUAUAUUCGGCAGAAAAUACAGGCGAGAAGAAACAACAAUGGCUGGAGUUUUAUUUGAAGACAUCUUCAACGUGAAAGACAUGGACCCCGAAGGCAAGAAAUUUGAUCGUGUCUCGCGGUUGCAUUGCGAGUCUGAAUCAUUCAAAAUGGAUUUAAUACUGGACAUUAAUUCUUGGUUGUAUCCAAUGGAAUUGGGUGAUAAAUUUCGUUUGGUGCUGGCGACGACUUUACGUGAAGACGGUUGCCCCGACAGCGGGGAAUUCAAUCCAUUGGAGCAAGAGGGUACACGUGCAGACAGUUUCGAAUAUGUCAUGUUUGGGAAAGUUUAUCGCAUUGAGGGCGAUGAAGCGCAUAACGAGGCAUCCUCCAGAUUAUCAGCGUACGUUUCCUUCGGUGGUCUUUUAAUGCGUUUGCAAGGUGAUGCAAACAAUUUGCACGGUUUCGAAGUGGAUCAACAGAUGUAUCUGCUGAUGAAAAAGUUGGCAUUUUGAUUGGUGUUUGUGUGUGAAACACUCGAAAAGUUUCUACUUGUGUGUAUGUGUAGUGUAGUUUUAAAUAAUAAAUUAUAGCAUUGUACAAAAUAAAAGUAACCGUUUGAAAAAUUUUGCCGAUAA
Anastrepha obliqua is the source of this 674-nucleotide messenger RNA. It is a transcript of the gene Rpb8, whose product is annotated as DNA-directed RNA polymerases I, II, and III subunit RPABC3. Gene Ontology annotation, biological process: DNA-templated transcription. The record is from RefSeq and is a predicted model, not a curated record. Gene Ontology annotation, cellular component: RNA polymerase II, core complex; RNA polymerase I complex; RNA polymerase III complex. Bases 99 to 551 code for a protein of 150 amino acids. The transcript is spliced from 2 exons. NCBI's taxonomy places the organism in Eukaryota, Metazoa, Arthropoda, Insecta, Diptera, Tephritidae. Gene Ontology annotation, molecular function: DNA-directed RNA polymerase activity.